AUGAGUGCUUUUGUGAAAGCAGCGCGUACUGUCAUCAAUGAGGUGGCCCAGGCAAUCAGCCCGCUCUAUCCGCCGCGCAUUUGGGAAGAAUUGGGAGCCGCAUUUUUUGCUACCUUUUGGUGUCUUGAGUCGGGAGACCUGGUUGUCCCUACCGCUGCUUACCAACGCCAGCAAAACAUACUGCAAAGUCAACUCGCUGCAAUCGAACACAAUUCCGACCUGAAUUCAGAGAAGAAGCGUCGUGAGUUUGAACGAUGUCAGACUUUGCUUAAUCGUCUGUCCCGGGAACACGAUGCCCGGAAGGUUCACGUCGAUCGCAUUCGUACCUGGCUGCUGUCGGAAAGGGACAACUGGUUUCAGACCAUGUCGGCCACCAAGACGGACACAAUAACACAGUUCCUGCAAUUCUGCGUCUACCCACGUGCCUUUUUCACGGCCAGCGACGCUGUAUACGCUGCACAGUUUAUUCACGUGCUUCAUCAACUGAAGGCCGCCCAGUUCUCCACUCUUAUUUGUCUCGAUAGAAUUUUUAACGACAUCACGCUUCCAGUGAGUAUGUGCACUGAGAAGGAGGCACAUCGUUAUGGCCGUUUUCUCUGCUCAGUCCUCGACCUUGUUAUGCGUUGGCACUCCUCAGAGGAGAUCUUCAACCAGGAGUGCGGCCAGUACCCCGGCUUCGUAACUGUUUUCCGCAAGGGGACUGAUGCCAACACGAAAGCAGAUCAACUGCAAUUCGAAAACUAUCGGCAUGUUGUGCAUAAGUGGCACUAUCGUGUAACCAAGGCAGCAGUCGCUUGCCUCGAGUCUGGCAACUACGCUCAAAUAAGGAACGCCCUCAUCGUUCUAACUCGCAUUCUACCCCACUACCCCAAAAUCAACCAGUUCGGCAGUGCUGUCGAACGCAGGGUUAACAAACUCAAAGUUGAAGAAAAGGACAAGCGGCCAGACUUGAAGGUAAUGGCCUUUAGCUAUGCGGGCAUGAUGCGUCCGAUGAAGGCAACUUGGGUCUCCGAAGAGGAUUUCCACGAUGUGGAGCAGAAACCAGCUGCAAAACCCCAGCAAAGCCAAGCAACGGUGAACUCGCAGUGUGGCGGCGUCGGCCGCAGCCCUCCUGUCACUACUGAGACCACCACCACCGCAGCCACCAUCACUGUCCCUGCAGGGGUUGGUGGUGCUCGCGGGUCCCCCACCCUUGAGUUAGUGCGUACACUCUCAGGCUCAGUGGAACCAGCUCCCAAGUCCUCUAGCGUUGCACCAAUUAACAGCAAGCCUGUCCGCAAUUCCACUACGUCAUCUCAGAAGCGUAGUGCCGUCAGCAAUGCUCCCUUUGACAUCGGAAAUGCACCUGGUGGGGAACACGCGCCCAGCGAUGAACUGCGAGUCUUAUGCGUGCACUUUUUGCGUAUUAACGGGCCUUGCUAUCCCGCAAUCUUUCGUAAUGAGCUUGACGAAUUUUGCGCCUUCAUUAUGCCUGUCCCCUGCUUUGGUUUCAAAGCUCUCAGACUUCGGGCUCAUCUUCGCCUCCGAAUCUCUGAUGCACAGCAUCAGUUGCUGCAACAGCAACAAAUGAAUGAAGAUUCCUCGACAAAUGUCCCCUCAAAGGAGGGUCGUCGGCUUCAGCGCAAGAGAGCGGCCGCCGCAGCCUCACUCGGCGGCUCUUCGAUUUCCUCAUCGGUAGCCACUGCCGGUGGUGACGGAGAUGGUCGUGCAAAUAGGGAAAGUGUAGCAUACCUAGACCUAGAUGACAUGCAACCCUGUGGUGGGAGCUCAUCGAUCAAAAAGUCUAGAAAAGGCGGAAUUUCUCGCAAUUUGUCAUCGAUGGACAAGAUGAGAGAAGAAGACGGGGAGCGUAGACACCGACGUUCUUCCACGUCGGGUGGCCACCGACACCACCGAUCUUCACGUCGACCUUCGCCUGUAGGCUCCCUCUCCCCCACUCCAACGCCGCCCACGGCCUCUCAGUUGCGACAUUCUCGCAAAUAG
Mesocestoides corti is the source of this 1983-nucleotide messenger RNA. Lineage: Eukaryota; Metazoa; Platyhelminthes; Cestoda; Cyclophyllidea; Mesocestoididae. The record is from the annotation of a GenBank genome assembly.